Molecule: messenger RNA, 4030 nt
Organism: Loxodonta africana (African savanna elephant)
Lineage: Eukaryota; Metazoa; Chordata; Mammalia; Proboscidea; Elephantidae
Gene: PRPF4
Product: pre-mRNA splicing tri-snRNP complex factor PRPF4
Exons: 14
Coding region: 104-1675 (523 amino acids)
Biological process (GO): mRNA splicing, via spliceosome
Cellular component (GO): U4/U6 x U5 tri-snRNP complex
Molecular function (GO): protein binding; U6 snRNA binding; U4 snRNA binding
Source: RefSeq, a predicted model, not a curated record
CCCAGUUCCAGUCGAUGACGUAGUUCCGCUUUGCUGGGCGCGCGGUGGACGGUCUGAACGUACCGCUCGGUUUUCGCUGGAGUUUGCGGCUCCAGAGCCCGGCAUGGCCGCCUCACGACCUCCUUCCACGCAGGGAACCAAAACCUCUAAGGCACCUGAUGACUUAGUUGCUCCUGUUGUGAAGAAACCCCACAUCUAUUAUGGAAGUUUGGAAGAGAAGGAGAGGGAACGUCUGGCCAAAGGAGAGUCUGGAAUUUUGGGGAAAGAAGGACUUAAAGCAGGAAUCGAAGCUGGAAAUAUUAACAUAACCUCUGGAGAAGUGUUUGAAAUUGAAGAACACAUCAGUGAGCGACAGGCAGAAGUAUUGGCUGAGUUUGAGAGAAGAAAGCGAGCCCGGCAAAUCAAUGUUUCCACAGAUGACUCAGAGGUCAAGGCUUGCCUUAGAGCCUUGGGAGAACCCAUCACACUUUUUGGAGAGGGCCCUGCUGAAAGAAGAGAGAGAUUGAGAAAUAUCCUUUCAGUGGUUGGUACUGAUGCCUUAAAAAAGACCAAAAAAGAUGAUGAAAAAUCUAAGAAGUCCAAAGAAGAGUAUCAGCAAACCUGGUACCAUGAAGGACCAAACAGCCUAAAGGUUGCUAGGCUAUGGAUUGCUAAUUAUUCACUGCCCAGGGCAAUGAAACGCCUGGAAGAAGCUCGUCUCCAUAAAGAGAUUCCUGAGACAACUCGGACCUCUCAGAUGCAAGAGCUACACAAAUCCCUUCGGUCUUUGAAUAAUUUCUGCAGUCAGAUUGGGGAUGACCGGCCUAUCUCGUACUGUCACUUUAGUCCCAAUUCUAAAAUGCUGGCUACAGCUUGUUGGAGUGGGCUUUGCAAGCUCUGGUCCGUUCCUGAUUGCAACCUCCUUCAUACUCUUCGAGGCCAUAACACAAACGUAGGAGCAAUUGUAUUCCAUCCCAAAUCCACAGUCUCCUUAGACCAAAAAGAUGUCAACCUGGCCUCUUGUGCUGCGGAUGGUUCUGUGAAGCUUUGGAGCCUCGACAGUGAUGAACCAGUGGCAGAUAUUGAAGGCCAUACAGUACGUGUGGCCCGAGUAAUGUGGCACCCCUCAGGACGUUUCCUGGGCACCACCUGCUAUGACCGCUCGUGGCGCUUGUGGGAUUUGGAGGCUCAAGAGGAGAUCCUGCAUCAGGAGGGCCACAGUAUGGGUGUGUAUGAUAUUGCCUUCCAUCAAGAUGGCUCUUUGGCUGGCACCGGGGGACUGGAUGCAUUUGGUCGAGUUUGGGACCUGCGCACAGGACGUUGUAUCAUGUUCCUAGAAGGCCACCUGAAGGAAAUCUAUGGAAUAAAUUUUUCCCCCAAUGGCUACCACAUUGCAACUGGUAGUGGUGACAACACCUGCAAAGUGUGGGACCUUCGACAGCGGCGCUGCGUCUACACCAUCCCUGCCCAUCAGAACUUAGUGACUGGCGUCAAGUUUGAACCUAUCCAUGGGAAUUUCUUGCUCACUGGAGCCUAUGAUAACACAGCCAAGAUCUGGACCCACCCAGGCUGGUCCCCACUGAAGACCCUGGCUGGCCACGAAGGCAAAGUGAUGGGCCUCGACAUUUCUUCCGAUGGGCAGCUCAUAGCCACUUGCUCAUAUGACAGGACCUUCAAGCUCUGGAUGGCCGAAUAGGCAGGGCCGUGGACAAAGGACUCUAACCUCAAGCUCUUCCUUAAGAGCCAUUUUCCUCAAAAGAGAGGAAUUGAUGUGUUCUGUUCUAUCAUGUUUUUUGCCACCUACAAUGUGUAGACCCUCAAUAGAAUUGGAUUUCCGUGUCAGCACCCCGCCCAGGCAGGCAACCCAGUCCCUGGGUGAUGGUGAACCCCAUUUGUGGUUAAAAUUUUAAUUUUCUUCCUCAGGCCCUGCCACAAAUUGUGUAGACAUUGUUUUUUAUAAUAUUUUGUUUGAAUGCCUGUUGCCUCCUUCACAGCACUCAAGAUUGUGACUGACUCCCUCCAUUUUUAAUUCUUAAACUUUGGCUUGCCUUCACAUGGUACAUGCUCAAGGAUUGCAUGUCACCCAGAUGGCAAGGUGCCUGGACUAUGUUCUAAGCCCUCAAAUAAAGAGGCACAUCAAACAAGGCCUGGACAGAGCUGAGAACGUCUCCUUUACCUUGAGAAUGGAAGGUGAAGCAGUAGCCACAGUUAUGCUGAUGGUUAUGCAGUAAAGAAGAUUUUACCUCUUCCUGUUGAGUUCACUUGGGAUACUGACUGCAUCAGGAAGCUCAGAACUGAACAUUUGCUGUGUCAGAAAAUGUCUUCCAUUUUGCAUUGAUGCCUGGCAUCCUUCACGUUACCCCCAAAGACCAUCGUGUCGGGAUUCAAAGAAAUUAUUAGAAAGAAAAUACGUUUAUUGUGCAACCAUCUUUCUGUUGGUUACUUAAAGGACGAUACCCUUCAUCCUGAGGUAACUGAAAAAAAUUCCUAGUGGCUAUUCCUGAACAUAAACUAUUCCUUUUUUUCCUUUUAUAAAAACUAUCCUUCAAAUAAUUAUUUUGUAUAGUUAAACAUUUUCUGAAUCCCAGCCACUGGAACAUACAAAGUCCCUUUUUUUUUUUUUUUGGUUUGGGGGCUAGCAAGUAAUCAUAAAAAUUGCUUCCUGCAGUUCCUGUAUACUUAAUGACUAUUCUGUCCAUAGUUUUCUUAAACUUAAAAAUAGAGGUCUGCUUGGAUUGCGCGGGCCACACAAGUGAGCUGUAUUCAUUGGUUAUACUUUCACCUGCACCUCUUUCCACCCCAAGCAGACAACCGCUGAACUCACUUAGAAAUAUAGGAAUUUAAGAGGAGGAUUGUUUAUAGAUGAGAAUUCAAGACAGUUGUAUUCUUGAACUCAAAACACUUGCUACUUCAGAGGGGGUAAGAGUGGUGGUGUUCGAGCCCUAUUCGGUCAAUUAGGAAUGUGUGCUAUAUAGCUAAAUACACUGUUUGAUCUGAUUUUAUUAUAACCAGAUAGGUACAUAUCCUGUGUAGUUGUUAAGCUUCUGAAUUCUCAGCUCUUCCCUCUGUUGGGCACUUCACUGUUUAAGUAUUAAUGGUUCUAUCUCCUCCAGUGUUUUCCAUGAAAAGAAAUUAUUUUUCAUUACUGCCUGUGUGGUGGUUACACAACAAUAAUGAACAUUAUUGUAUUAGCAUGCAGUUUGGAUAUAGUGUGUGAACAAAGGUUUUCAGACAAUUUUUCAAGUUUAAAUUUAACUAUUAGUUCCCUUAGACUUGUCGCUUCCAAGUUUUUUGUUCCAAGAGAUUUAGAGGUAACAGAUAAAAGCAUUUCAUCUAAGCCUUUGGCAGGACAAGAAAUGUGCAUUUCUUCACUGGGAAUAGAUGUCGUUUUGAGAAAGUGGUUAGCUGAGAAACAUAAAGCAGUUCAUGGUAAUGGUGAGAUAAAAAGCCAAAACAGGCUCACAGAAGUUAAGUAACUUGCCCAAGGCUACCCAGCUAGUAAGUGGAAGAAUGUAAAUUCGAACCCUAGUCUUUCUGACAGUUUGUGACCUUAAGAAAAGACUUAACAGGACUUCACUGAGUAUGUUGGCAACACUGGCCAGACAAAAAGAUCAGUCUGGUCUGUAUGCCCUGUUUCCUAUAGAAACCUGAGCUUUUUGACCACCCUGCCUUCUACACUGCCCUUCUGGUGGGUCACUUCAUCUCUGACUCUGACUUCAUGCCAAAUGAGGUUAAAGUAAUUUUACUGCUUCUACGUCAUGAACUUAGGAAGGGCCUGUAGUGUUAAUCGACAGGAUAACUGUUUUCAUUUUGGGAUAGAUGAUGUUUAGGGGUGUGGAACUGUCUUAAGCAUUGUAGCGGUCUUAGCAUUCCCGACCUCUGGGCACUAAACGUCAGAAGCACAACCCAUCCUCUUCAUUGGAGCACCAGAGAUAUUCCCACACAUUUCCAAAUACUUCCUAGGAUGGUACUGCCCCAAGGUUAGAACUACUGAAUGCAAAAAUAGAAGACACUAUAAUGUUAAAUAUACCCUUCAUUAUCCAGAAACAAA